This is a messenger RNA of Vespa crabro (European hornet), 5870 nucleotides long. It is a transcript of the gene Fife, whose product is annotated as regulating synaptic membrane exocytosis protein 1. Gene Ontology annotation, biological process: calcium ion-regulated exocytosis of neurotransmitter; positive regulation of synaptic transmission; regulation of membrane potential. Bases 1137 to 4604 code for a protein of 1155 amino acids. Gene Ontology annotation, cellular component: presynaptic membrane; cytoskeleton of presynaptic active zone. The record is from RefSeq and is a predicted model, not a curated record. NCBI's taxonomy places the organism in Eukaryota, Metazoa, Arthropoda, Insecta, Hymenoptera, Vespidae. Gene Ontology annotation, molecular function: small GTPase binding; transmembrane transporter binding. The transcript has 24 exons.
CAGUCCUGCCCGACACGAUACCGCUGCGCUUCUUACGGAUUAUAUAUUAUGCGAAUUCGAAUUGAACUUUAUAUAUAUAUAUAUAUAUAUAAUCUUGAACGUUAUAUCAGUCGGGAGCUAACAUAUUCGUUGAGAUUGGAAGAAGAUACGGGGUGAUAACGUUUUGUUAAAAAGAAGGUGUACGGAAAGUUUAAGAGAAUUGUGUUAUCAACGUCGUCGAGUAAAGGACAUACACUGUAUAUAGUAGUCCAUCCGUGGGUAUACACACACACAUAUAUAUAUAUACAGGGAGAAAGAAAGAGAGAGAAAGAAAGAUAGUAUAAAUAUAUCAGAGGAUUGAGAGAGCGCGCCUACGGAGAAACGGAGAGACGCACGCACUCCCCCACCUAAAACUCUCGCACUGGAUCCUCUAUCGCAGCAAGUAACAGAUAGUUUCGGUCGAGCUAGUUAACCAAGCAGUUGGCAAAUAAAAUAAGAUUGAAGAAAAAAUAGAGACAAUGGGAAAAUAAGGGGGGGAAAGGAUUAUUUCGAUGUUUGGUCCGUUCAUUGGUAGAAGAAAAGAAGUUUAAAGAAAAAAAAAAAAUAAAAAAAUAAGAAAGAAUAUUAAGUAAUGUCGUCCUCGUUGAUGAUGCUCGAGGAGCCCGGUAGCUCAGGAUUAAAAUCAGCAUUGAUAAAAUCAACGAAAGCGGCUACGAAAGAAGAGAAAGAAGCGACAGGAUUCGACGAAGUUUCUACGAUAUUGUCCUUGUGAAAAUACUUUCCUUUACUUCUGUUAAACCUUUCUUCCUUUUCCUUUUUUUCUUCUCUCUUUUUAUCUAUCUAUCUAUCUAUCUUUCUAUUUCUAUUUCUUUUCUUCCACCCCUUUACUUCUCGAUUUAUUAUCUCUUUCUUUCUUACUCCUGCAUCUCUUUCUAUACCCUCUAACAAGUACUUGAAAAAGACUCUCGAAAGCAACUACGACAUCGAGGAUUGAGAGACGCAACAGGGACGUAAAAAGUUUUGCUAUCUUUCUCUCUCUAUCUUUCUCUCUCUCACUUUCUGUUUCUCUAUUUCUUUCCCCUUCUCUUUCCUUCCAAGUCAUCUCUUUAUUUUCUUUCUUCUUUCUUCGACGUCGUUGAAAGUGGACAGCCGUCAGGAUGUUGCCCGCCAACGUGAUGUCUUUCAUGAAAAAGAUGGUGACGACGCAAUCGGAAUCUGGUACGACCGGUGCUGUUACACCGGAAGAGAGUGGAACAACAUUCAGCAAAUUGCGACAACUGGGUACCGGAUUAAUGAUGGUAACAGGAAACGUUACGAAAUUGGCUCCAGCUAAAGUUACACCGGUCGAGGAGAUACAACCGAAAGAGGAUACCAUCGAUUCGAUUAUAAAAAAGCCGGAAACAGGAAGUAAAACGAGCAGCGGUGAAGAAUGUAGAGUUUGCCGGAAGUCCUUUGGACCAGAAGAAGCUUCGAGGACUUGCUGCGAAUGUCUACAAAAAGUUUGCGAGGAUUGUGCCUCGUACUCGACGACAACGAAUUCAGACGAUCAGUCGUCUUGGAGAUGCAGCGUUUGUCGUCGAAAAUUAGCCUCGAGGGACCAGCCAAUCGUGACACAAGAGUCAACAGAUUCUCUUCUUGAAGUGCCGAUUCUCGAAGCAUUGCAAAGAAGACAUAGCGAUGCAAGACUCGGUUGUCAAAGUGGUAGUCAACUAGGUGGUUUUGGAAGUGUUUUGGCACCACCAAAGGGCAUAGAAAUUCGAAGACACUCUGACGUAUCACCUGCCAGCUUGAAGGAACUCGAAAAGUUUCGAAAGGUUGCAGGGGAGCGCCGAGACGAACUCAAAUGGGAAAGAGAUCUCGAUCGUAAGAGUAAAUCUAGAGGUGGAUCACCGGACCGUCAUCAAGCGGAUAGAGGAAGAGGAACGAGUCCUCAGAGGGUCGUCAAGAGUUCUCAACCUACAGUAGAAUCGGAAAUGGCGGGUUCGGGUGACAUAGACGAUGAGGAAGAACGUAGACGACGUGCCCGUCGUAGUGGUAGUUCAGUCCGUCGUAAAUCUUUUGUGACAAGACAGAGAUCUUACGACGACGAGAUCAAACCAGCUGGGACAAUGGCCGGAAGUACGAGUCAGUCUCCGCAUCCGGAUACCGGCCUUGGACUUCCGGCACACUUGCCAAGACGUGCUUCGGCCUACGACGUUUACACGCCACCCGGAAGUACCGGCUUGAACGCAAACGCCAUUGCUUCAGCUCAACAAAGGGUCUCCAUUUCGGCUCAAGGUGCUCGUGAACCAGAAGAUAGGCCAAUGACACGCAGGGCAUCAUUUCGCACGGUGAAACCAAUCUUACCAUAUGAGGUUGGUCCUGAAGAAGAGAAGAUCAUUAACAUGGAUCCGACUCCGGUUACUGUGGUCCAACAAACAGUAACACAAUCGCCCGUUUUGGUACCUGACGAGGAAAGACGUUCCAGGCGAAGGGGAUCACAAUUACCAGACUUAAACGCGAUAAGGGCACUAACAUCAGCUCCAGGAUCAGUCAAAGCCGCACAACCAGCUGCCGUCAGCAGAGUCACAGCAGAAGAACGUGACUUACCUAGACAAGGUAGUCUCGUUGAUGGGGAGGGCAUUAAGAUCGUUAUUCAUGACGUCGACAGUGAUCUAGUACCACGAUUGAACUCAAAUAGAAGAGUGAAGCUGAGGAGAGACCCGGUCAUGGACAAAGGACACAGAACACGCGGUUUUGGCAUGAGAGUUGUGGGCGGGAAAACAGGAGCUGACGGUCGUACUUUCGCAUAUAUCGUUUGGACCGUUCCCGGUGGUCCAGCUGACACAGCCGGACUCCAGCAGGGCGAUAAGGUAUUGGAAUGGUCAGGUGUUUCCUUGAUCGAUAAAAGUUUCGAAGAAGUGGCACAGAUCAUUGAACGUACCGAUGAUAUCGCCGAACUCGUCAUCGAACAUGCAACAGACAUUGUAGGUGAUUUAUUGGACGAUCCUGGAAUGAUAUCGUCAUCCGGAAAAUCAUCCAACAUGGGUCUUCUAAUGGAAACCGAAACGGACAAAACACCGUCCUCACCAACGCGCAGGAAAUUGCCAAAAACGCCGGAACAAAUCGCAAAAGAGAGACAAGUGACCGGCCGUGUCCAGAUACAAGUGUCCUAUGAAAACGAACGCAAAGAGCUGAUCGUCUCAGUAUUCACGGCUGAUGAAUUAUGUGCCAGAGAAGAUACUGGUUACGGAACAUUACCCGAAGCUUAUGCCAAGUUGAUCCUAGUCCCAGCUUGGUACGUUCAACAUACGCUACGCGGAGAUCAAGCCACGUUGAAAACUGUGGUAGCUGAGCCAACUCAAAAUCCAAUAUGGAAUUCAACCUUAUUGUUUCCUGGCGUUGACGGUGAAAGUUUGAUGGAUAGAGCAAUUGAAGUAUCUCUUUGGGAUUAUUCUCCCGAAGGUGAUAAUGUCUUUCUCGGUGAAUGUACGGUUGAUUUACAAAAGGCAUUGGAAAAUGAUCGUGCCGUUUGGUAUCGAUUGGAGGAUCCACGAGGUCUUCGUUUAGGCAAAUCGCCAUAUUGUUCACCACGCGGUUCAUUAUCGAUGGAAGUCGCACAAAGAUUCUUGAGAAAGAACGAACUACGUGAGAGAAGUUACAGUGACGAUACACAGAGCGACAGCGGAAGUCCCGAACUUUGUUUCUUACAUCCCGAUCAUGCUUGGCACGUAAAUUCAAGACGUGGUUCCAGCCAGUCGGAACAACUCGAAGUCGAACCUUAUGAACUUAAUAGGGAUUACAGUAGAUCUUUGCCUGGAAGUCGUCGAAGUAGUUUCCAAAGUCAAUGUGGAACUGAUAGCAAACGUGGAAGUAUGGGAGAGGUAGAUAUGCCAAUUGUCAUCCAUCCCAAUCGCGAUCGACGACGUAGCUCUUGCACGAGACCGAUGAGAGAUCCUGAAGAAAUAUUAGAAGGUCUUCGUACUUUGAAAGCUGCUAAGGGUGAAUUAAACAGAACUAUGAGUCUUACCGGAGAAAAAAGACGCGGAAGCCGUGAGUAUAAACGGCGGGGUGAGCGCAAAGAGAGUGUCAUGGAUAUUCCUGAAAGAUUCUUGGAUCGAAAUAGUGAAUCGGAUGAGGACGAUAAAUGGAGUCUGGCAACUAAAACUGAAAAUGAUCCCGACUUGAAGCUAGGACGAGGUCAAAUUCUACCGAAAGGCUUCAAAAUGACAAGCGGACUACAAUAUGGCGAAGUGAAAUUAGGUUUUUGUUUGAGCAAGGGUACUCUCGAGGUUGAAGUUAUUUGUGCGAGGGACAUCUACCCAAAAGAAAAAGAUGAACCCGAUACCUAUGUGAAGACAUAUUUACGAGACGGUGAAAGAUGGUUGCAGAAAAGAAAGACAAGAGUUGUUCGACACACACGUAAUCCUCAAUAUCGUCAGACCUUAAAGUAUAACAGCUGCGAUGCCCUCGGUAGAAAUAUUUUAAUAAUGUUAUGGGAGAAGAAACAAGGAUUCGAAAGUAAUCAAGGUUUGGGUGGCGCCGAAGUGAACUUUGAUCUGUUGCCAUUGACCCGUUUAACUGUUGAUUGGUAUACUCUCUUCCCGAUCCAUACAUUAGGUACACAAACAGCAGACUCACCAUGAUGGCUAAGGGAAAAAUGGGCUCUCGAAGCUGGCGAACUUGACCUCAGACUGAGUCUUUUACUCAAGGAUGAGAGUGAGUCCGUCGUUAAGAUCAUCUCUUGAUGGAAAUUCUUUCUAAUUGUAUCUUACAAAAGACAUUUUAUUUCUUAUAUUUAUUUCCGAAUUAAUAUUUGUUUUAUCUGAAGGAUCACUGUGAGUUGACGAUUAAAAUUAUUUUUUGUCUCUUUUGUUUUCUUUUUUUUUUCUUUUUCUUUUUUUCUUGAUAUAAAAUUUAACUAAGAAUGGAUAUAUAAUAUCCUUAAAUUUAAUAAUCAGCAUUGGGCACUAAUAUUGCUUGGUUGAUUAUGAUAGAUCAAAAUCUUUCGUUUACUAAGAAGCAACAAGUCAAACAAGCCAGGCUUGUUAUAGUUUUACGAUCUAAAAGAAAAGAAAAGAAAAGAAAAAGAAAGGAAAGAUAAGAAAAAAAAAUAUUAAUUCGAAAUAUUUUGAAGGAGUAAUUUAAUUUUAAAAUGGUCUAAUAACUUUUGGAUCAUAUAAAAGAACUUUUGGUGCCCACUAUGUAUAUAUAUACAUAUACAUACAUAUAUAUAUAUAUAUAUAUAUAUAAAUCGAACGUUAAAGGUCAAUGACCUUUUUGUUUUGAUCCAAAUUAUAAUGUGGGUUGUUCGUUCGAAUAUGGUAUAAACAAAUUUUAUUAAUUCAUGUCGAGAAAGACAAUCAUAUGACUUAGUGACGAACUGUUCGUUCUUUUUUUUGUUUUUAUAUUUUUAUUUUUAUUUUUAUUUUUUUUUAUUUUUAUUAUUAUCUUUUUUUUAUGAAAUUUGGAGAAAAGAUAUAGUAUAUAAUAUAUAUAUAUAUAUAUACACUAUGUCAAAGUCGAGUAGUAAAGGUCAAUGACCAUUUAUUUGUUUCCAACGUAAAUUAAUUUCGUGCAUUUAUAUCGACAAUGACAAUCAUAUCGAGACAAUUAUUCUAUGUAAUUUAUCGAAAGACAAUCAAAAUUAUACUAAAUUUUAUCUUUUUUUAUUGUUUUCUCAUUUUUUCUUUUUUUAAUCCUUAUUUAUUUAAAAUAUUUUUGCUCACCACUCACAGUAAUAACAAGCUAAACUUUAUGAAGUAUUAAAUUCAUCUAUAAUUUUCACUAUAAUGUUGCGUCCAAUUCAUGUUCCUCUACCAACAACAUUCAAAAAAAAUCGACAGAUUUAUUAAUUAAAUAAAUAAAUAAUAAUAAAGGGAAAUAUACACGCAUAUAUAUAUUGGCUAAAA